CUGAGGCGCAUGGCGGCGCCCGCGGAGGCGGCCGCCGGGGGCGCGGAGGAGACCGCGGCGCGCGAGGAGUCGCCAGUUCUGCCACCCGGCGCCGCCCCGUUCGGAAAUUUCCCCUGUUACUCCCGCUUCCACCCGCCAGAGCAACGCCUCCGCCUCCUGCCCCCGGAUCUGCUUGGCCGGCUCUUCCCCCAGGGUUCGGAGACGAGGCCGAUUCUGGGGCUGGACGUGGGCUGUAACUCCGGGGAUCUGAGUGUGGCUCUGUACAAACACUUCCUUUCCCUGCGUGAUGGGGAGACCUGCUCCGACGCCUCAAGAAAACUCCGUUUCCUCUGCUGUGACAUAGAUCCAGUUCUGGUGGCACGAGCUGAAAAAGAAUGCCCUUUUCCUGAUGCCUUGACCUUUAUCACCCUGGACUUCAUGAAUCAAAGGACGCGGAAAGUUUCCUUGAGUUCUUUCUUAAGCCAGUUUGGAUGCUCGGUUUUUGAUAUUGGCUUCUGCAUGUCGGUAACCAUGUGGAUUCAUCUGAACCACGGUGACCGUGGCCUGUGGGAAUUUCUGGCUCACCUUUCCUCCCUCUGCCACUACCUCCUCCUAGAGCCACAGCCCUGGAAGUGUUACCGGGCAGCUGCACGGCGUGUCCGGAAACUGGGCCUCCACGAUUUUGAUCACUUCCACUCCCUUGCCAUCCGAGGUGAUAUGGCAAAACAGAUUGUACACAUUUUGACCCAGGAUCAUGGCAUGGAAUUAGUAUGCUGCUUUGGCAACACCAGCUGGGAUCGUAGCCUUCUGCUCUUCAAGAAAAAACAAGGCACGGAGACUCAUCCUCAUUCAAUCCCUGAAUUAUUGACAGAAGAAGGGAAAGAAAGGAACAGAUGAAGAUUAUGUAGACAGUGAAAUAGGAGGGUAUGAAGAUCUGUGAAGACAUAUUUAAUAUUGAGGAUUAAGUCUCCUUAAUUCCCUAUUAUCAGGCAACCUUGAAACCUGACAAACUUUUGGUAAAAUGUCCUAGAAUUGUAAUGGCAAGAAUCAGUACUUGUUCCCCAUUUUUGGGGGGAUGAUUCCUGUGUAGACUACAUCUGUGAAAUGAAAUGGACUUUCUACAUUGAGAGGGUCUGGCUCUGGGAUAGAAAGGAUGUUUGGGUGGUUAUUUGUAAAGACUUAGGUCAGGCUAGCCUUAAAAUGCAUUGGUCCUCUGGGUUCCUUCAAGCUGAUCUGGAUUCUUCUGACUUCUGACAUACUUGCUCUGCUAUUGGGCAGAACCUCAUAUAAUUUGGAAUGAAGAUUCACUACCCUAAUUAGUGAAGAAGGUUAGUAGCUCUCUUUCCAGGGCCAGGUUUCCAACAUGCCCAGGCUCAGCCCAGCAGAUGCAGAUAACAGGCAAGAUGCAUUGACUGGCAUUUAGAAGAUUUUGAAAGCCAGUAUUCAGGUCUCCCAAAGAAGAAUAGAAAGAGCUAUGCUUGGAAUAUCACGUUUCACUCAAAUGA
Messenger RNA from Sorex fumeus (smoky shrew), 1484 nucleotides. RefSeq names its product BCDIN3 domain containing RNA methyltransferase (gene BCDIN3D). The coding region runs from base 10 to 876 and encodes 288 amino acids. The transcript is spliced from 2 exons. Gene Ontology annotation, cellular component: cytoplasm. Lineage: Eukaryota; Metazoa; Chordata; Mammalia; Eulipotyphla; Soricidae. The record is from RefSeq and is a predicted model, not a curated record. Gene Ontology annotation, biological process: miRNA metabolic process; negative regulation of pre-miRNA processing. Gene Ontology annotation, molecular function: O-methyltransferase activity; RNA methyltransferase activity.